AUGAUAGCUUGCAUCAACUUUGUUCCAGCUCCGGCGGAGGACAAAGGUGCUGAUCUUCAUCUAUGGCGCCACAGGGAUGAGGAGGACAAACCGACUUUUUCUAGCAAAGCAACAUGGGAGCAACGUCGGGUCCACAACCCAAAACUCUCUUGGUGCAAAGCUGUUUGGCUUCAACAGAGCAUUUCUCGGUUUGCCUUUAUCACAUGGUUAGCUUUUCAGGACAGGCUGUCUAUGGGAGCGAGAAGUAGAGCUUGGGGUUGUGUGCAACCGUGCCUCUUUUGUGGUGAACUGGAUGAGACUCGCGGCCACCUGUUCUUCGCUUGCCCUUACUCCUUUACGGUGUGGAUCGAUCUAGUAGGGUUUCUACUGGGCUCUCGUGUGAAUCCCGACUAG
This is a messenger RNA of Brassica napus (rape), 393 nucleotides long. RefSeq lists its product as uncharacterized. The transcript has a single exon. The coding region runs from base 1 to 393 and encodes 130 amino acids. The record is from RefSeq and is a predicted model, not a curated record. Lineage: Eukaryota; Viridiplantae; Streptophyta; Magnoliopsida; Brassicales; Brassicaceae.